Messenger RNA from Oncorhynchus keta (chum salmon), 4160 nucleotides. RefSeq names its product deoxyhypusine hydroxylase-like. Bases 330 to 1250 code for a protein of 306 amino acids. Gene Ontology annotation, biological process: peptidyl-hypusine biosynthetic process. The record is from RefSeq and is a predicted model, not a curated record. The transcript has 7 exons. Lineage: Eukaryota; Metazoa; Chordata; Actinopteri; Salmoniformes; Salmonidae. Gene Ontology annotation, molecular function: deoxyhypusine monooxygenase activity.
GCUUGGAUAUUAGAGUCAUUAUAUUAGCAAGAUAUGUUAUCAAACAUUUUUGCUAGUUAGCGAACGUUAGGUUGCCAGUUCAAGUAUGGGUAGCAGCCAGGGUUGCCAUGUCUAGCCCCAAAACUAUGGUUGACUGAAAAGACACAACCUAUCCCCUCCGUUCUCAAAUUAAGUGGACACUUCUGAUGACGUCUGACGAGUAUACACUUGCAGGGCGAGGAAGUAAUGAUUUUUUAAUAGACCACACUUGGCCGGAAAUUCGUCACGCGUUCAUCCCGCGAUGAUUGUGUUUUAGCCACAGAUCUAGUAGUUACACCAUUAUACUCAGCAUGGCAAGUGACCAGGAGAUAGCAGCAGUCGGCAAGAUUCUGGUCAACCCAAAGCAGGACCUAACAACACGGUUCAGAGCUCUCUUCACCUUGCGUAACCUGGGCGGACCAGAGGCCAUCGAAUGGAUCAGUCAGGCUUUUUUUGAUGACUCUGCUCUGUUGAAACAUGAGCUGGCAUACUGCCUGGGGCAAAUGCAGGAUGAGACGGCCAUACCCACGCUAGAGACUGUUCUAAAAGACACAACACAGGAGCCUAUGGUCAGGCAUGAAGCAGGGGAAGCAUUAGGAGCUAUCGGGAACCUUAAGGUCCUUGACUUGCUGAAAGAGUACUCAGAGGACCCAGUCAUUGAGGUGGCAGAGACGUGCCAGUUGGCUGUUAGGCGGCUGGAGUGGCUUAUAUCUGGUGGGGACCAUAAAGGAGAAGAGGUCACCGAUGGAAACCCCUACUGUUCUGUGGACCCUGCUCCCCCAGCUCAGAGGAAGACUGUCCCUGAGCUGAGGACACAGCUCCUGGAUGAGAGCCUGCCGCUGUUUGAGCGCUACAGGGCCAUGUUCGCCCUCCGCAACCUGGGCACCGAGGAGGCUGUCCUGGCUCUAGGAGAUGGUCUUCAGUGUAGCAGUGCCUUGUUCCGUCAUGAGAUUGGCUACGUCCUGGGUCAGAUCCAGCACCCCGCCAGCAUCCCCCAGCUGCAGGCAGCCUUGGAGCUGGACGGGGAGAACGCCAUGGUGAGACACGAGUGUGCCGAGGCCCUCGGAUCCAUCGGCAAGGAGGAGUGUAUGAAGAUCCUGGAGCGCUAUAGGAAAGACACAGAGCGCGUGGUGAAGGAGAGCUGUGAGGUAGCCCUGGACAUGCUGGAGUAUGAGAACGGCACACAGUUCCAGUACGCUGACGGACUACUACGACUGCAGGGGGAACAGUAAGCAUGGACACCAGGAGAACUGCUAUACAGCACUAGAAGAGCUUUCUACAGAGGUCAUAACUCAUGAUCACUGAUACCCAUUUUCACUUAUUAAAACUAUCUGACUCUCGCCUGUCAUUUUUAGCCUUUGAGACGAGGCAGUGUAAUAAUUGUAUUACAGUACAUCUGAAGCCAUGUUGUGGUUAUUUUAUUUAUUGUUUUCAUGGAAUCUAUAUGAUUCAAUGGUUCAAUACCCCCGAUCUCAUACGCAUCUGAAAUCAGGAAACCUGAUUGUGGAAGAUUGUUAAUCCACUUUUCAGCUGUGUCAUAUUCGCAUAGAUUUUAUCUUGGCGGAAAUAAUAUAAUAAUAAAAAAAGGCUUAGAUAACAAAAUUAUUCUGUAUUGUCUCAAUGCUGUCACUUAGCGCUAUCAUGGUAGUACGUAGGCUUUCCUUAAGCUUGCCUGUGUUUUAUUCCAGUCAGAUGUGGGAUCAUGAUGGCUCAGGGAGGUGUUGGAUCAAGAUGGCUAAUCCACGCAGACAACGCCAUCAGAGAAAUGAAUAACAGGGUUAUAUAUAAUUAUAAAUACUUUACCAGUUCUUUUCAGCUUUCUCAUUCCCACUGAAACACAUUGCUAUCCUCUGUCUUAACAAAUACAUUUCCACAUAUGCCAUUUAGCAGAUGCUUUUAUCCAAGGCAACUUAGUCAUGCCCUGCAUACAUAUUUAUGUAUGGGAGGCCCCAGUGGGAAUUGAACCCAUGACCCUAGGUGUUGGAAGCACCCGUACUCUACCGCAUGGGUACGCAACACUUUUCCGGGAGUUCCGCAGAUACUGCAGGAUUUUGAUAGGCACCAUACCUGACCAAAAGCUAAUUGAGCUGUUCAGUGAUUAUUCAACACACCCGGUCUGCUAGUUUUGUUAAAUCAAAAACAUGAAGUGCCUGUGGAAGUCUAGGGCAGGGUUGCCUAGCCUGCUCUACCCGGUAAUGUAUGGCUCUUGCAACGCCAAGGGUCUUGGGAUACAUUCCUGCUAAACAGGACCACUUAACAGUACAAACAAACCCCUUUUGUAACCCUGAUCAGGGGAACACUUAAGUGUGGUGUGAUGUAUUUACAUCUUCAGUUGUGAGCUCUGCAGAGAGGGGGGACAGAAAGGCAGCUGUCAGCUCUGUGGAGGGAUAGAGAAUUAGCAGCAUGCUGAGAGGGAGGGCAACCGCUAUAGUAAAAUGGGGUUGAAGGACCCACACUAAACUUAGCUUAACACAGAGCCGUGGAAACAGUACCUAGCCUUCCCUCAACCUGCCAACAACUCCGUCACCAUGAUGCACCCCAUCAUGAUCGGCAUCGUUGUAGUCAACACCUCCAUCACCGUCAUCUACUGGAUCUUCAUCCUCACAGAGGCCUUCCAUAGGAAGAUAGAGGAAGAGGACAAACCUCAGGAUAACCCUGCCUAAAUGACUAACCUUACAGAGUUGUCCUGCUCAGAGUAGAUUGCUUUUAGUGCUUCUGUGUGUCCUGUUUUGUCUGGUGGAACUGCUCAGUCCUCCACAGCUUCAGCACAGUGCUCCUACCAUUGGAGCACAGUUUUACACACAGGUAGUGCAUCUCUUGAAACUGAUCAAUAAAUAUAUUUCUGUAUAUGAUUAGCUGUAUUUCUAACAUGUUAUUUUACAAAGGGUUUUCUGACUCAUUCAUACAGGAAAUGCUAUGACCUUGUCUUGACUCUCUGGCAUUACAGUAUUGAAGCUUAUCUCCAGAUUGGGAAGAGAUUAAAUCAUACACACAUUGCUGAGUGAAAAAAAAAUCAGAUAUCUUGUGUGCAGAUUGAACACUUCUUGAACCCUCCCUUUGUUCGGCUUGAUGUGUCAUCUUAUGGACACCAGACGAUUCUUUUACUACUGCUCACAUAAGGAGAGGAAAAUACAUCAAAUGCAGCUGUAUAUCAGGGAAAUGAAUGGACUGAAGGGCAAACUCAACCAAAGGAUUCUUUGUUUGCAGCUCAACCCAGCAAGGUGGACUUCAAUCAAGGAUGAUCAAUGGAAACAGAAUGCACCUGAGCUAGCUUCAAGUCUCAUAGCAAAGGGUCUGAAUACUUAUGUAAAUAAGACUGGGUCCUAGGCCCACACCCAGAUGAAGAGGAAGGUGCCUGUGAGCCUACAGGAGUGGAGAAGGAGGAGAGGUGGAAGACUGCCGUCGAGGCAAAGAGGUGGAUGACCAUAAAAAUAGAAGAGGAGAGGAAGGGGGUCCUUCCAUUAGUCAAGUCUCCCAGCAUGUAAAAAACAAAGAAUCAACUUUCCUCUCCAGAAAACAGAUUCACAUCUCUAUUAGGCUAAAUGUUAUUCUGACCCCAAUUGACUAAGUUCCCUUGAUAGCAAUACACAGUCCACUCUAUCCUGCUCUCCGCUCUGUCCUCAUUUCCUCCCAGGUUGGCUCCCAAGCAGCCAAAUCCCAUUUCUGUAACUUCUAAACUAAUCCCGUUUUGAUACAAAUUAAAGGAAUCUGCAACCCCAAUCUAUUUACAGCAUCAGAGGCAUAGGAUAAACUAAGUUACUGUAUAUACAAACAAUAUAACUGUUUUACCAUUUUCUGUACUGUAUAGGAUAACACAUGUAGACAGUUUGAACAAUCCAAUGGUGCAGAAACAUUCAUUUGUGGCAGUGCUCCCUGAAAGGUUCCAUUUCCUUUUGACCCCCUGUAGAAAUAACAGUUAGAUCUUUACUAUAAGAUGUCAGCUCACAUUAAUACCAUGGGACUGAGCAGCACCUGGACAAACACACACAGCACUCAUCACUUUUGCUAGUGUUGAGCUUUAUGUGUUGCUGUAACGCUGUAGACGUAAAUACAUCUGUUUGCUUGUGGAUAAGGUGGCCAAAGAGGAUGACCCUUGUUCCAAUAAAGGAAAGACUGGACCUGUCUGUCUUUCUGAAUGUGUA